Molecule: messenger RNA, 1077 nt
Organism: Cajanus cajan (pigeon pea)
Lineage: Eukaryota; Viridiplantae; Streptophyta; Magnoliopsida; Fabales; Fabaceae
Product: membrane-anchored ubiquitin-fold protein 3
Molecular function (GO): protein binding
Source: RefSeq, a predicted model, not a curated record
GGAAGAGACAGAUAUUUAACCCAUCAAAGAAGCAAAGAGAGAGAAAAAAAAAAAAGAAAAAAAAAACGUAGUGAAGAAACGAGCCACGCCACGCUCAGAUCUCUCUAUAUGAUACACUAUCACAUGUCACUGAUCUUCCAUUGAUGGCUUCGUGAUCAGAGACAUAUCUCGUAAACAUUGUUUGGAGAAGCAAUUGGAUCAUAUGAGGUGUUCACUUGGUUGUAUUGGUACUCCAGCUGUCAAUUCAGAUGUGCAAUUUUUGCAAGCUUGCUUUAAUAAGGAAAUUUCCCUCAGAGUCACACAGGUGAACAAGGCGAGACCUAAUCCUUUGAUCCGAGUAAGCACUGUUUUGCAGUUUCGUAAGCUUCGCAGAGUUGGACACAGGCUAUCAUGGCUGAAGGAGAGGAGCGUAUUGAGCUUAAAUUCCGCAUAUUUGAUGGAACUGAUAUAGCACACAGUACUUAUUCUUCAUCUACGACAGUUGGUACCAUUAAGCAAAAGCUAGUUGCUGAGUGGCCUCAAGGUAAAACAGUUAUACCAAAGUCAGUAAGUGACUUAAAACUUAUACACGCCGGUAAAGUUUUGGAAAACAGCAAAACUCUUGCUGAUUCCAGAAUAACGUUUAGUGACAUCCCUGGUGCUGUUACCAUGCAUGUUGUAGUACAGCCUCCAGUAACAAAAAAGAAAACAGAGAAGAAUCAGGAGGACAAGCAAAAGAUGAAUUCAUGCUCAUGCACUAUCCUUUAGUUUAGGAAGCAUACCUUGUGGUUGCCCUUGAAGAUAAGGUUGCAUUUUUCCUAUUUUUAACUCUCGGGAUGAUGGGUAGGCCUGCGCUAUCCAAUACCUUGUGGUUACCUUUUCAAGACAUGUUUGGCUUUGUAAAAUCGUUGUUGCUUGCUUCUUUUAAUGUUCGAUUCAUUUCUAGUCAUUGUCUUCGGAGUGAAAUCAGAUAUUAGCAUUGUAAAAUUCUGACCUCAACAAGUACAAUAAGAGUGUUGCAAGGCACAAACCUUGGCUAUAAGUCCAAAACAGGCGGCCCCGACAUUGGAUGAAUGCAUAUUGUUUGAAAGUAUAUAA